GCUACGAUUAACGAAAUUCAAUAAAUAUUUCUAUAUAAAAUGCGUUUCGGCGGAAGCCUGCAUGUCGCCGAUUAUUAGAAAUGCUUCAGUCUCACGCGGAUACCAGAGCUAAGCAGAUAGCUGUCUGGAAAAGCUUGGUGCUCGAGUACUGUCGCAUCACGAAGAAGGCGAUCGUGAACGUGCACGAGUGCACACGAAUCCUCUAUUUAAUAACGCCAGCAAAAACAGUGCAACCUGUGAAAUCACAACAUUCUAAACAUUACAUAUCUUUUGCACUGAAGGAGACUUCGAUAUAACGAGACCAUGUGGGCAAGACUCGCAGAAGCCAUGGGAUUAGAAUACAAGGAGGAAAAAAUUCCUAACGCGUAUAACAUGUGGUUCUAUGCGACCAUGUGUCACGUAUGCAAAGGAUUCGGGGACGGUGUCCUUUUAAAGAAGUGCGGUGGCUGCAGAAUGAUCUCCUAUUGUGGUCAGGAACAUCAGAAGGAGCACUGGAAGCUUCAUAAACCUUUGUGCAAAGCUAUUCAGGACGUGUUGCGAGACUACAGUAUGGAUAAUCCCAUUAUAACUGUAUCAUCUUCGGGUGAAACUCUGGAGAACGAAAGAAAGAAGAGUUACUUUAUGUUGUUAAUAUCGAACAAGCUGGGACGUCCAUUGAAGUUCGAAGAGGGGCAAAUGUUCUGUUUUCCAAGAGAAUGUCUGAUUUGCCACGAACGGAACGCUCAGUCGUUGAAGGAUUGUCGCAAGUGUGUUGCCAGCUUUUGUAAAAAUCACGUAAACGGCACCGAACAUAAGAACAUCUGCGCUCCCCUGGAACUACGUUUUCGUUCAGAUUUAUCAGCUAUAAGAGGAGAAACCGGUCCUCCAGAUAUGCGUUGUUACUUGCGACACGUUACCGACAAGGGUAAAUUUCAGAACAUGAAAGACUUUAUAAAUGCUUAUUGGAAUAUUUCGUCUGACUCGGAGAUAUCGCGCAAUAUCUUGAUAGGCCAACACUCGCUACAUCUGACACGUCCCUUGACGUUAUUUCAUGCUAUGCGAUUAUUGAACUAUGUCCCAAAAAGCAAAGCUAUAGUCAUUCAUGUCGUAGGUGCGUGUUACUCGGAAGAAUUCUGCUUGAUGGGGUGGGAAGUUUUGCCGCGUUUAAUAGGGACCGCGAUGCCAGUGACGAUUAUAAUGAUCGGGCCGGAAUUACAGCUUCAAAUCAAUCCGGAAUACGUUUGCAAUAACCGUAUGUUGCCGGAGAACAAACAUUUGACAUUUGAUUUUUACGAUAUGUUAUACGAGAACUAUGUACGCAGCCCGACAUUCGUAAAACCGAACUUGGUUGUUGGAUUUGAUCUGGGUAUUCAGGAGCAUGAACUUGGGUCCAGUAAGGAAACGUGGGCGCCGUCCAUCAAGCUGAUAGCGAAACAAAACUGUCCGUUUAUCUUAACUUGUCGUUUCAGAUUAGAGAACUUUAAGAAGGAGUUAGACAGAAUAAACGCAAUCCUAGGUAGAAAGGUAAACUAUCUGUAUAGUGGAGAAAAUCCAUUCGCUAGUUUGAGUCCGUUUAGAAACGUCGCGCCGGAGUAUGUACUUUAUAUGAAUCAGUAUAUAGUUAUUUACAGGAGUCUUUGUUUGUAAGUGAUGUAAUUUAAACGUAAUUUUAAGCGACCGAUACAAAUUAAAGGCUGUGUUUGAUACCGAAGGAAACGUGUCGCGUACGAAAUGAAAGAGUACACUAGUUAAAUGGAAUUUUAACGUUUAAAAAUGCAAUGGAUGGGAAGCAGAGAAAACUAUGAACUACAACCACGAAUCGCGAUGUGUCUUCACGAAACAAACUCAAAAAGACUGAUCCGAUACUGCGAAAUGUCUGCUUAUAUUUAUAUGCCCAAAAAUCAUAGGGUCUGUUUUUUUUUUAUUUAUAUAGUCGAUUGUGUUACAUAUCAGUCGAACGUAAUGGAUAAUUCUUUUUAAUCCGAUAUUCUGGAAUGUAUGCUUGUAUUUGUAAUCCCAAAAAUCUUUGGGACUUUUUUUUAUUUAUAUUAGAGUCGAUUAUAUCAGUCGAGCGUAAUGGAUUUUUGUUUAACUUAAAAUGUCAAUCUAAUGAUACCGUUUAUUUUUAUUUUGUUUAAUGAAUACAAGACUUUUUGUUAAUCAUUUGUAACGAAGACACGACUUUUCGUUAAUAAAAUAUAUAUGAAGAAUCU
Messenger RNA from Temnothorax curvispinosus, 2192 nucleotides. RefSeq lists its product as uncharacterized. The record is from RefSeq and is a predicted model, not a curated record. The coding region runs from base 304 to 1626 and encodes 440 amino acids. NCBI's taxonomy places the organism in Eukaryota, Metazoa, Arthropoda, Insecta, Hymenoptera, Formicidae. The transcript has 3 exons. Gene Ontology annotation, cellular component: extrinsic component of mitochondrial inner membrane.